Morchella sextelata is the source of this 5346-nucleotide messenger RNA. RefSeq lists its product as uncharacterized. The record is from RefSeq and is a predicted model, not a curated record. Gene Ontology annotation, molecular function: RNA nuclease activity; protein binding; RNA binding. The coding region runs from base 1 to 5346 and encodes 1781 amino acids. NCBI's taxonomy places the organism in Eukaryota, Fungi, Ascomycota, Pezizomycetes, Pezizales, Morchellaceae. Gene Ontology annotation, biological process: RNA processing. The transcript is spliced from 2 exons.
AUGGUUUGCGAAGACGACACCAGCCAUCCCAAAUAUGCUUCGCCACGCAAUAGCACCGUGUCAGCACUUCGAUCGGGCCCGGGUAGUGCAAAGAGCCCCCGAGUUACAGCAUUCCACACCGCGCUGUUAAUGCCAUUUUUGAUCAGAUCUGUUAACGCCGCAUGCUCUGGUGAUUGUGCUCCUCCCGAGGGAUGGGAUAACUUCGUGAACAAUCUUGCGUCCGACUUAGCACCACUACUCACCCUUCUGGGUGAGCAGGUGACAACGCAAUAUUUGAACGAGUCGCUGAGCUGGAUUGAUAGUCUACUGUUCGCGUUUGCUCCUUUAGGUAUCAUUUCAGCAAUGGUUGCCGCAAUUCGGGUUGCGGGCAGGCCAUUACUUUGGUCCCUAAUCGGCAGGGCAAAGGAAAGUCGUGGAACCGUUGAAGCCGAGUUGAUGUCUUCAACAUCAUCCGAUGUUUGCGAGCUAUGGGGAGGUGAAGGUGUUUCUCGCGUGCUUGGAUCUCCAGUCCUUCUGCAGUUGGUUUAUGUAGGAUCUGGAGAUGUUGAACAAUCGGAGGAUGAAAAGUCGCCUACUGUCAAGAACUCCGAGGGAGUUUACCUAUUUCAUGAAGCAAUUAGGUUGGAUAUCUACCGAAGAAAGGGGGACGCAGGUCCAUCACCAGGUAUACAAGAGAGUGUAGAUAUGGAGGCGAAUAACGACAUAGAUGAUUUCCUUACUCGACAAAAUCCCCCAAACCUCUCUUUGAACGUCAGUAUCAGACCUCUCGACCCUAAGGUGCUCAUUACCUUUGCAUGCAUCGGAUUCUUUAUGCAAGCUGGAGUUCUCGUAUAUGCUGCAAUAUCUCAAUACCACUUGAAACUUGUCAAAAGCGGUAUCGAAGUCCCAGCCUACGGCUUUCCUAUCCUCCUCACAGGAACACUUAGUCUGGCGAUUGGUAUGUUCUUAUGUGCGCAGGCCGUGGAGACCAGCACAAAAGAGGAAACCUGGGAGCCGACGGAAAAGGGCGAUUCCAAAUCCGUUGUAUGGCUACAACAAGGAGGACAAACUGUUGGUGAUCAGCGAUUUGGAUCAUUCGCACGGCGAUCCGGAAUAAAAUUUCCCGAAAACCGUGUUCUAACUUCAGAAAAGGCGGGAAAAGGCAAACCGGUUCUUGUUACGGCUGCCAUCAGCACUGCCUUCUUCGGUUUCGUUGCUCAGUUUGUCGGAUUACGCGCAAUGCAUCCAUCAGUCACCAUUGCACAACUGGGGGCAGUUCUGAUAAUGACUGUUCUGCGGUCUUGUGCUCGUAUACAACGGGAAGGCCGCAAUGAUAUUGAAGAUCCCGAUGAGAUAGAAGGCUAUGAGUUGGAUUGGUUGGCGAAGGAUUUGAAAGGUUGUCAAUCUUGGGAGAUCAACACCGGUCGUGAAACAUCUUGUAAAGUUCCAAUGUCCCCAACUUCAUUCGAGGUGUCCUCGGCAAAUGCAAAGGAAAUUACCAAAUCGACCGCUGCAUCAAUAGAGAGAAUUUGGUCUCAAGCCAGUCCGCCUCAGAAUCCUGAUGAUAAGCACUCAGACGUGGUAUCGGAAGCUCCUUCGUCCGAUGAAGAGGAUAUGGAUACACCCGAACAACGGUUUCCAACUCAAAACGAUGUCAAUGCUGCAGUGAUGAGGACUCGAGCUCGUCUAGCCAGACUUUCGCAUGACUGGAUGUUUGGUGGUAGGAAGAAGGCAGAGGUGCUGCAUAAUCUCAUUGAAGAAACGAUGAACGAGGUUUUUGACAACAUGACCAUCCGUGAUGACCUGAAAACUGAAAGAGAAAUCUCCUGGGUCAUACCAGUCGAGGCUUCAUUUAAAGAUUCAACCACGAAUACCGAACAGAUCAACCUGAUUUUCAGUAGAAAGCUCAACGAAAACCAGAGCUUUGGCGCCUGGACCAUUGAGAAGAGCGAAUUGGAAGCCGUUCUGUGCCUUUGGACAUCCUCGAUUGUUAGGGCCGAUAGACAACGGGCAAGGGAUAGGUUGCCCCGUUUCAAGCGGGUUAGAAUCUUAGCGUGUGCUACAGAAUUAACAAGCACACACUACAAUGUCUGGGUACCUCGCGCAAGAAACCCCAAGCUGGAAAGGCUGUAUGAUGAGGAUACCAGAUACUACGGAUACACAAGAGCCCCCUCCAGGGAUCAAGUCAGCUCAACCGGGUAUCUUUAUGUCGACGCCGAAGGAGAUUCGAGCACUUUAUGUGCCCAGGAGCUUUAUAGUUUAUUCAUUUUCGAGCUUGCUGGGAUGGUACAAGAGAUUGGGGGAGUCACUAUACCCCAUAAUAAAGAUGCGAUCACCAGGGCUGCCGGUACAUUAGACGGUCCCAACACCGAAGCCUUUCGUCUUCAUAAUUCGAACCUUGGACAUCUCGCGGAUAUAUAUAAUGGGCAUGGACUAGGAACCACUGAAGAUGCAUAUUUCUCCAUUAUUUCAGCUUUUGGGUCUGCAGGAAAGCUUCCUUACCCGUACGAGACCUGCCUUGAAGUCAUGAAUAAUUCACAAGAGCUGGCUAAAUCUGGGAAGUGGAGAGAUGGUCUUGAGAACGAUUCGUGGCUAUAUAAAAACUCAAAGUCGGAAAACGCACCGAUGAACCUCACCAAUGUCAUUACGAGGCCACUCUUUGAACAAACUCGGAGGUUGGCGAAAAACAUCACACGUUUCGACAGGCAGGAUCAAAUUCAGGAAAUGUGGGAAGCGACUCAUUCGUACUGCAAAUUACUUCGAGCAGAGAAAUCAGAGAAGCGAGCCCUAGGGCUUGUAACCUUAUGCCUAACCUGCACAAGGGCUAAUUCCGAGUUUGGUCACGAAGCGAUGACUGGCCUUCUCUGCGAUACGAUCCAGUCUUUUGGUGGCAAGAAAAUGCAUAAUAAUCAAGAUUUUAAGGCAAGGGUCCAGGCGUUAUGGAAGAACGAAGCAUUUUCUGAUUUCAGAUUCACUGCAAGAUUUCUGUGGGAGAACACAGUCGAUGGGUGGCUUCAGAGCGAUCAAGAACAAUGUCCUUUAAUAUCAAGGGUAUUGAUCGAUGUUCUACGGGACAUUGAUGGUGUUCUAUUCAACGUCGAACUUCAGAGAUACCUCGCGACACCAACGUGUCUGAAGUCCGCCGCAGCGGUCACUGCCGAUCGUGGUAUUUCUAUUGAGGAAUCCAAGGAUGGCCUUUUCCCAAUUGAUCUAUUAUUGAUCAGGAAAUAUCGAUCCCCGGUUCAGAUGGCAGCGGAAGUUGGUAAUUUGCAGAUUUUACGAGCUCUCUUGGAGGCCGGGGCUGAUAUAAUCAAUGAAAAACCCGCACCACAUUACGGCAGAACUGCGUUACAGGCAGCAGCAGGGGCUGGGCAUAUGAACAUCGUUUCUCUGCUUAUCGACAAGGGUGCAAAAAAGGAUGAAGAGCCGGCACCUUACUAUGGUCGCAGGGCAUUACAAGCCGCUGCAGGAGCUGGGCACCUGAAGGUUGUCAAGUUUCUCUGUAAUGACUUGAAGGAUAUCAAACCGCAGGGCGCUGGGGGGGCAAUAUCAAUACCCAUAACAAAAGUGACACAGAAAGCGGACGCAACUAAGGAUGCGGGUGAUGGGAAGAGCUAUUCUCCUGAUGAUAUUGCAUUCGUCAGUGGUGCGCCAGCACCGCAUCAUGGACGCACAGCAUUGCAGGCAGCAGCAGAGGGAGGCCACAUUGCAAUUGUGGAGUACCUUUUGGAUAUUGUAGAGGUUGAAAACGAAACAACCAGCGACCCGGGGGUAACAGCACUGGAGGCAGCAGCAAGCGGCGGCCACGCGACCAUCGUUAUGGCGCUCAUAAAGGCUGGCGCCGACAUAGACGAAAAUCUAGAAUCCCCCGUGGGGAAGACAGCUUUUGAGGCCGCUGUUUCUAAUGGUCAUAUGGGUACAAUCAAAUCGCUUCUCAGGUGCAACUUCAACCGCCAGAAAACAUUGGUGAGAGCGAUAGAACGGGGGUAUAACGAUGUGGUCCGACAUCUCUUUUCCCAUGCAGGUGUCAAACCGAAUCUCAAUGGGGAGGAUGCGCAAACCCUCCUAGAUACGGCAGCUAAUCACGGCAAGUCGGCCAUUAUAAAGAUACUCAAGGAGAACGGGUUAAAUAUCGAGAGUGUAAAUGGUGAUGGGCGUACAGCAUUACAUAUAGCGGCAUUACAAGGCGAUUUGAAACAGGUGGAAGCCCUUCUGAAGGGCGGGUCAGACCUGGAGAAGGGUGACAAUCUCGGAGAUACGCCUUUAACUCUUGCAGCUUACUUUUCCCACCCAGAGAUGGUCGAUUUGCUUCUGAAGCUAGGCGCAGACAUUCACAGGGCCGACAACAGCGGUAACACGGCACUACAAAAUGCAGUGAGGCUAGGAAAGGAAUCCAGCCAAAAGGUUGUAGAAAUACUUCUUGAUAAUGGGGCAGAGAUCGAGAGGGCAGACAACCUUGGAGAUACGGUUCUGACUCUUGCAACCCAAUAUGCCGACAAGGACGUGAUUGAGUACCUGCUGAAUAGGGGUGCCGACAUUCACAAGGUCGAUGACUACGGGGGCUCAGUCCUGCACCACGCAUCAAUUUCAGACAAAGAGGACCGUGUGGAGGUUAUUGAACUACUUCUCGCAAACGGGGCAGAUAUCGAAAGAGCAAACGUUCCUGGGGGCACGCCAUUCCUGGUCGCUGCACAGAAUGGGCACAUUCCUCAGGCAGAAGCUCUUCUGAAGCACAGGGCAGAUAUAAAGAAGACGGAUAACCUCGGUGAUACGGCUAUGACACUCGCGGUUGCCGCCGCCCAGACUGAUAUGGUCGAGUUCCUUAUAAAUAAUGGCGUAGACAUUCACAGGCCUGACAAUUAUGGGAAUACACCAAUACACCACUCGGCUCUCUCGGACAAAGGCGACUGCACAAAGAUUAUUGAGAUUCUUCUUCAGCACGGAGCAAAUCUUGAGACAUCAAAUGGCCCUGGGCGCACACCUUUGCUUGUAGCCGCACAAUCAGGGCACGUAGUACAGGCAGAAGCCCUUCUGAAGCACGGGGCAGAUAUCAAGAAGAUUGACAACCUCGGGGAUACAGCUCUAAGUCUGGCAGCUUUCGCCGUGAAGGAGGAUAUGGUUGAAUUCCUUCUAAAGAACGGUGCGGAUGUUCAUACGGCGGAUAAGGAGGGUAAUUCACCACUGCAAAACGCGAUUAUCUUUGGGAAAGAGGCCAGCGCGAAGAUUGUGGAGUAUCUAUGUCAAUACGGGGCGGAUAUUGAGCGGCAUAACAAUGAAGGAUUGUCGGCACUACAAAUUGCUGUUAGGGAUGGUUAUAAAGAGGUGGAGACUAUACUGCAGCAGGCGUUGAAGGAUAGGGCGAAAUAG